UUAAAACUUUUUUGAAAGACUUUUGAAAAUGGCGAUGACAUGAUAGUUAUAUGGGACUCGAGUGUAUUCAUAAGAAGUGAACUUUUUUUUGGUUCAAACGACAAAAUCAAAUCAUUGUUCAAAUCGUUCCUGUGGAUGGGAAAAAUCCAUUUUUUUUUAAAUGAAAAAAACAUUUGUUAAUGUGACGAGUUGAAAGCAUGAGACCGUUUGCGCAAUCGGCUCUAAAGCCUCUAGCCCGUCUAAUAUUAGUACGAUAACCUUCUGCUGCCAGCUCGUCCUUGGUGCUCGUCUAUUUAUUUGUUCAUUUUCUCUGUUCUUUUCUCAUGUUUCUUUAUAAGUCGGUCGGCGCCCUUUUUAACAGACACGCUCAUACAAUGCCGACAUACAAGAGCGUCACUCAUGUUAUAUUCGAUCUCGACGGCCUCAUACUAGACAGUGAAGUCCUGUACAAAAGCACGAUCGGGGCGGUGAUUGCCUCCUUCGGCAAGGAGUACACUCCGGAUCUUCGGCUAGCAGUCCUGGGCACCAAGGAGCAGGACACUUCAAAGUUGAUAGUCGAAAAGCUCAAAUUGCCCGUCACACCGGAAGAAUUCGGAAAACUGGCGAAAACGGAACAAUUUAAAGUUAUGAAUAACAUUCCAUUGAAACCGGGUGCUGAGAAAUUAAUUAAUCAUUUACAUAGCAAGAAAAUCCCUAUAGCAGUUGCGACAAGUAGUGGAGAACAGAGUUUUAACUUGAAAACUGCUAUCCAUAAAAACCUUUUUUAUAAAUUCAGCCAUGUGGUGAAAGGCAGUUCCGACCCCGAAGUGGUUAAUGGGAAACCUGCUCCUGAUAUAUUUUUAAUCGCAGCGAGGCGAUUUCCAGACAAACCAAACCCGUCUAAUUGUUUGGUAUUUGAAGAUGCUCCAAAUGGAGUGGCGGGGGCGACUGCUGCAGGCAUGCAAUGUGUGAUGGUCCCGGAAGAUUACAUUCCUAAGGAACUAACAACCAAAGCGACUCUAGUCAUUAAGUCUCUCUUAGAAUUUUUACCUGAACAGUUUGGACUGCCACCGUAUUAAGUACCGUUAGUACGUUUUUAUGUUUUGUUUAAUACAUUUUAGUAGAUGUUUCUUAACUGGUUUUUUGUUAUUUAUUUUUUUAGAACAUUUUAUUGCCUUUGUUGGUAAUUUUUAGUUUUUUUUUUUUACAAUAUUUAUUAUUUUGUAAAGAGCUGUUUUUCCUGGGGCUCCUGUUUAAUCCUUUUAAUUAAGUAUCUGGAUCCGUGAUAUCUAGUCAGCAAAUUAAAAUUUGUUGAUUUAUUUAACAUUUUAGAUUUAAAUACAUUUAACAAAAAUUAAUCUUGUUAAGAGUUAAAAAACCAAAAAAACUUAAACAUUUUAGUGGAAGAAUCUUGAUGAUUUACUUUUGUACAAUUCUUUCAAAUCAAUUCAAAUAGUUUUUUUCAAUGAAGACUGUUGAGUCAUCAGUGUUAUUGUUUUAUUUUAACUGAAGAGCUCACUGGCAAACGAUUAUUUAUGCUUAUAAUCUACAAACUUGACCAGACUAUUCAAUCAAAGAAAAUUAUGUCGAGAUUUUAUUAUUCAAAUCUCCAAAGAGACUGAAAGUGAACAACAAAGUAUAUCAAACAGUAAAAAUGUCACAUAAUAUUUUAUUUUGCACAGAGCAAUGAGACUUAAUUUAUUGAUAAUUAAGAGACAAAAUAAUUUUUGUAACGAUAAAUUUUAACUAGCCUCACACAGUGAAUUAUUCAAAUUGAAUUAUUGGCAUUUAUUUAAAUCUAUUGGUUUUAUUUUGUAAAGAUGAAGUUAUAUAUAAUUAUAUAACAAAAGUUUUAGUUGUGUAAAAACAAGUUUAUGUUGUGUAAAACUGUAAUUCCUUUGUGAAGCCUUGUUGGUUGGUAUGUGAGGAAAACAUUUCUUUUUAAUUUAUCUGAUAGUUUUUUUCCUGAUAACUAUUAUGUAAUUUGAUCUUACAGUAAUAACAUUCCUACUAUACUGCCUACUUUUGUAGCAUUGUGAAUUUAUUGUAUCAGAAAUAGAACAGAGGGCCCCUCUAUAUAUAUGUAAUUAUUUUCUCCUUGAAAGAAACCUUCACUAAGUGGCAAGUCAAUUUUUUAUAGAUAGUUAUUUAUAAAAAUGCUUUUUUCAUAAUUGUUAAAGACUGUUCUAUAUCAAAAUGAAAAACUCUGAAACGUUAUCAAUUAUUCAAUAGUGACUACAUAUUUUAAAUGUGAUCAUGACUCUUAAAGAGUGAUUGUUGUAGGAAGUUUAGGGAGAUUAUCAAUCAAACAUUUGCCUGAUCUCACAUAUGCUUUAUUUCUUAGGCUGUCUUUUUCUUUAACAUGUUGACUGUUCUGGUUGCUCAUGGCAGAACCCAAUUUAUCGUGUAAAAUAACUCUCUGUUUUAAAAAUAAUGUAAUCAUUUUCAAUCAAUCUAAGUGAUAUAAUUUACACGGUGAAACAGUUAAGUAAUUGAAAUACACAUUCUGUAGAACGUUUGUUUAAUUUGGGUGUACGUGAAUAAAAGUCAUUUCUACUUUCUGCAAUAAUUUCUCCUUUAUUGUAUGUAAAUGGGUAAAUUAAAAUCUCAAAACACAUACACAGAAAAGCAAAUUACGUGGUUUUCACAGAAAAAUUACAAAAAUCACUUCCAGUUGAAAAAAAUUGAAAUGCCAGUGACACUUUUUUCCUUUUUGAGGUGGCCUAGGAAAUUCAAAAGGAAUUGUGUUAGCGGGUGAAGUGGAGGGAGAGUUUAAAAAGUAUAUACGGAAGGACACAGACUGUGACUGCUUCCAAAAGGAAAGUUGGCAUGACACAUGUGUUGCAUCUUACGCAGUCAAUGUGUUAAGGCAUAUAUAUUUAUUUAUGUUUUGGUUUAAAAAAACCAGGCAUUUUUUGUGAACUUUUGGCUUGGUUUAUCCAUGGAGAGCCUGUAGUAGUGAAUAUAAUUCACUCUAAAACAUCUAAAAGUCCAAUCACAAUUUUAAUUCACAUUGAAUUAUAGGACUUUGCUUAAUCAUUUAGUGUAAUUUGUCAUGAGGACUUAAAUUGAUUUUCUUCACUUAUAUUUUACUGUACCAAAUGUAAUGCUGUUUUAUGUUGUUUCAAUGUUAGUAUAAUUAUUCGUACAUCUACAGCUUUUGUUUGGUGGUAGAGCCAGGUCACUUAUUGUCUGAUAAUUAAAUUAAAACUAGAUACUACUUAAAUUCUUUCAGAGGAUACUGAUGCAGAAGUCUCACAAAGAUUCCGAUUAAUAGUAAUUUUGAACAAUCACUGAUUUUUACAUGAUGUAAUAUCUUAUUUUUGUAGAAAAAUAAUAUAAUGAAAAGUUGUAUAUUUUUUAAUCUAAAAUAUAAAUAUAAGGUAGGGUUAUUAUUUUUCAAGCAUAGAUUCAAAUAUCUUGUAUAGUAGCUUAAAAUCAGUGCACUCUUGUAUCAACACUAACAAAAUUAGUAAAUUGGAGCUGGUUUAGUUAGUUUCUGCAGUAAAUUACUUUUAGUUUGCAUCGUGCAUGUUAGAAAUUGAAGGCGUUUAUUUGUAAUACAAUUUUGUUUUGGGACUGAUGUAUUUAGACUUAUUUAAUUUGUAACAUUGUUGGAUUUAACACAUGUGAUAACUGAAUGUUAGGACAAUUAUCUUUAGUUUUUCUGUAUAAUGAUAAUAAGUGAUGUAGAUGUAAAAUGCACUUGGAUUAGUUAAAUACUUUUGAACAGAUAAUAAGUUCUUUUCAGCUUCUGGAAAAAAAUUGGGGCUGACUUAAAAAAUAUAUUAUUGUUGACAAA
Cimex lectularius (bed bug) is the source of this 3781-nucleotide messenger RNA. Its product is annotated as probable pseudouridine-5'-phosphatase. The record is from RefSeq and is a predicted model, not a curated record. Gene Ontology annotation, molecular function: phosphatase activity. The transcript has 4 exons. Lineage: Eukaryota; Metazoa; Arthropoda; Insecta; Hemiptera; Cimicidae. Bases 324 to 1058 code for a protein of 244 amino acids.